Aspergillus pseudoviridinutans is the source of this 471-nucleotide messenger RNA. RefSeq names its product serine palmitoyltransferase small subunit family protein. Bases 1 to 471 code for a protein of 156 amino acids. Lineage: Eukaryota; Fungi; Ascomycota; Eurotiomycetes; Eurotiales; Aspergillaceae. The transcript has a single exon. The record is from RefSeq and is a predicted model, not a curated record.
AUGGCAACCGAAGUUCAAACCUUCUACACCCCUUCCGCCGCGACGCACAUCUCCCAUGCUCCGGCCGCCGUCGACGAGCUCAUUAGCAAGUAUUCGUCCUCAAUGGCAACUGCUUCGAGCACAUACUCGGCAAGCCAUCUGACGCUGAAGAAUCCCCGUCGCAACAUCCUGCAACGCAUUGGCGAUCAGGUUCAGCUGGGUUAUUACCGCUACGAGGUCACUUUCGGACUGUAUGUGAUGACACCAGGCGAAAAGCUCGUCGCCAACACUUUCGUCAUUGUGGUGCUCUCUCUUCUCUUCUGGGCGCUGGUGCUCUACUUCCCAUCUUUGCUGUACCAAAAGCUGAGCCGCCUGGUGUGGCUGCUCACCGGCCACAGCGGUGAAGAGAUGCGCGCUGCUUUCGGUAUCCUCGAUAAGCAUGUCAGCCCUGCGUCUUCGGCAUUCUCCGCUUCGGGGAGCCCGUCGUCAUGA